AUGAUAUUAUUAUGGCGCCAGCUUAACGAAAUUCAUUUGCGGUUUCAGAACUGGGAUUUUCCUCGGUGUUCUUGGAUCUUGACGUCCUUGGCGAAAAAUAUGGAAGACGACCCUUUUUCUGCUUCACUCACUCUUCUUACGAAUGCCAAGAUAUUUUCUUUGAGAGAGUUCCACUCAGUGGCGAGACAGAACCUGAUCGCAUCCACUCAGGAAUCGAUAGCCAGACAACUGUCAGCAUGGGCACAAGACGACGCUUCCUUUGGUAAAGAGACCUCCAUGCAGCAGCAGGGCGACAAAGUUCCGGCACUGCCUCUCUGGAACAACGAUGACCUCCUUUGUCUCGAAGGGUUGCUUCCGGAAGCUCCAACUUGUGUGGAAUCCAGCAGGUGUGAUAUUUCGGAUGUCCCAUCCACUGACUUGGACCACAGCACUCCUCAAACCACAACCGAUGUCGCAGCAAGCAUUGAGGAAUCACCCACAGCAAAACAGAACAAGGAGCUUGUGUGCAACGAGCCAGGCUGUGGCAGAAAGUUCAUAUGGAGGGCCCAUCUUCGUUACCACAAACAGACUCAUAUGGGCAGCAGACCCCAUAUGUGCCAAGUUGCCAGUUGUGGCCGUAAGUUUGUCACUGCACAGCAGCUGCAAGUACAUGCGAGGGUCCACACGGGUGAACGACCGUUCACUUGCCAACAAUGUGGUGAUGGCUUCACCACAGCGAACAAUCUGCGCAAUCACUGCCGCAGUAAGCACACGGGAGAGCGUCCCUUCUCUUGUACGCAAGCAGGCUGCGAAAAACGGUUUGCGGAACGUUCCAGCCUGAAAAAGCACAUUGUAGUCCACACAGGUGAAAAGCCCUUUGUGUGCCAGUUCUGUGACAAGAGAUUCUCCCAAAGCAGUUGUCGCAGCACGCAUGUCAACAAGUUUCAUCUGCCUGGAUAAGCUAAAACAACAUUCAUCCAAGAAAACGAGCUAAUGCCACUCAUGGGUGGACGGGCCCGUGCUUGGGAUGGGAGAGAAAGUGUGAGAUACGUACGUGAGACAUUGACGAAGGUGAUUCCCCACAUGAUGCUCCAGACCCAGCCGACGACGAAAGGCGCCGUCACUGUCUGUAGCAGCGACGCCAACAGGUUGUAACCGGCGGCUACACACCGGGAUUCAUGUUCAGUCCUGCAGCCGCACACCACUGCUAUCACUGUUACCAGAGUACCUGCAUCAGAACAUGACAGUUUAUCAUCUUCAAAGACGAAGGCGAUUGAAGCGGGCUUCGAUAUUACAUUCCGAGAUUGGGUGUCCGAUCUGGCCUAGCAUAGCCUAGCAAGGCAAGUGCUUUGCCAACAAGCUUGGUACUUGGCACGGACCUGUAUCCUGGCCAGUGACUUGCCAAGCGUUGUGCCGAGCUUGUGCCAAGUUACACUAAUGUGUAACGUAAUUUGUCAAAUUUGAGUCUUUUUGCUAAGGAAUAAUAGCGGAAAAGACUGGUGCGCAUUUGGACACGUUUCAUUGAGAACAUUGUUAUACUUUUACGUACGCCUUUUUGUGCAUUCUACAUGCUUAAGUGUACUACGCAGUAGACUCAGUAAUAAAACUGCAACAGAGCUAUUGC
Ornithodoros turicata is the source of this 1603-nucleotide messenger RNA. Its product is annotated as zinc finger protein 410-like. Gene Ontology annotation, molecular function: DNA-binding transcription factor activity, RNA polymerase II-specific; RNA polymerase II cis-regulatory region sequence-specific DNA binding. The record is from RefSeq and is a predicted model, not a curated record. The transcript is spliced from 8 exons. Gene Ontology annotation, biological process: regulation of transcription by RNA polymerase II. Lineage: Eukaryota; Metazoa; Arthropoda; Arachnida; Ixodida; Argasidae. Gene Ontology annotation, cellular component: PcG protein complex; transcription regulator complex; chromatin. Bases 1 to 939 code for a protein of 312 amino acids.